Molecule: messenger RNA, 2738 nt
Organism: Thunnus maccoyii (southern bluefin tuna)
Lineage: Eukaryota; Metazoa; Chordata; Actinopteri; Scombriformes; Scombridae
Product: RILP-like protein 1
Exons: 9
Coding region: 322-1773 (483 amino acids)
Biological process (GO): cilium assembly
Cellular component (GO): cytoplasm; ciliary basal body
Molecular function (GO): protein dimerization activity
Source: RefSeq, a predicted model, not a curated record
UAGCUGCCUCUAUUAUUUAUACACAGACUCGAACAUAGCUGCGGUAUGUGAUCGUGGUAUUUGCGUUAUAACCGUUGAAAGUUAAAUGUACGAGUUUUUCGGGGAUCCUGAACGCAGCAUUAGAAGUAACACAGCUACGGACGUUGGCGAAGUUUAAACUGUCAACAAACUGAGAGAGCAACUUCUCCCCGUGUCCACACACGCCUCGGCUGGCUUGUUUAAACUAGUUUGUCUACAUUAAAUGUCAGUCAGGUCGGAGUUUCAGAAGAGACAGAGAUAUGUUAAAUGUUGAAGUAGUAAAUAAAGCAGAGUUUAACAUUCAUGGAAACCUGCGUAAUGUCAGCGCUGGACAGACCCGCCGCGGAGCUGACGGUGAUGGACGUGUACGACAUCGCGGUGGUGCUCGGUCAGGAGUUCGAGCGGAUCAUCGACAGGUUUGGCUGCGAGUCCCUAGUCGGACUGGUGCCCAAAGUGGUGCGCGUCCUGGAGCAGCUUGAGACGUUGGUGAGCCGCGGAGCCGCGGGACAGGAGGCCGAGGAGCUGCGGAGGGAGCUGGACAGACUGCGGCAGGAGCGGAGCGACAGAUACGAGCAGGAGAAGAAGCACCAGAAGGAGUUGGAGCUGGUGGAGGAUGUGUGGCGAGGGGAAGUCCAGGACCUACUGUCCCAAAUCACUCAGCUUCAGGCAGAGAACAAGAAGCUGUUAGUGAGCCUCUCUCUUAAAGAGUCUCCCGUCACCGAGGAGGACCUGCAGAAACAGGAGGGAAUGUCCGAGAAGGAAAGGCAAGUGAUGAAGAAGCUGAAUAACUUGGUGGAUAAGCAGAGGGAUGAAAUCCGGGCUAAAGACCACGAGCUGACACAAAGAAACGAGGAUGUUGAGGCGCUCCAGAUGCAGCAGCAUCGGCUGAUAAGGAUAAACCAGGAUCUUCGUCACAGGAUAGGAGUGAUGGAGGGCCAGGGCAAGGCACUGAUCCAGCAGCGGGCCGAGCUGGAGGCUGCUGCUCAGGUACGGCAGCAGGAGUUUGGGUCUCUGCAGCUGGAGGUGACAAGGCUGAGAAAAGAGCUCCGAGACUGGGAAUUAGAGAGAGAGGUUGCUGCGAUUGAGGAGACUUUUCCUUUAAGACCUAGGAUGUCAUCACCUAUAUCACCACAGAUGACGAUUCAGACCUCAGCAGCAGCAGCAGCACCAUCACCACCAUCACCACCACCACCACCACCAUCUAACUCCAUCAAGCCAAAGUCAGUGUGGGUGGAGUGUGCAGGGGACCCUGGCUUCCUGGCAAACUGCUUUGAGCCCGACAAGAGUCCCUCCUCUCCCUCAAGGUCAACAAACAGAGAAAAUAAUGAAGAAGAGGGUGACCAAGAUGAGGACACACCAGCAUUGUUACUGGAAAUCAACAAAUAUCUUCAGUUAAAGAAAGCGUCAACUGAUACGGAGCUAGAGGAGGAGGAGACAGACAGCCUGGAGCAGGACUCAGACAGACCUCGCUUUACCCUGCAGGAGCUGCGUGACGUCCUGCAGGAGAGAAAUGAACUCAAAUCUCAACUGUUCUUGUUGCAGGAGGAGCUGGCAUAUUACAAAAGUGAGGAGUUUGAGGAAGACGUCAGCUCCAUAGUUUGUGCUCCACCUCCUCCACCAUGCUCUGCUUCUACUGAUCCGCCCGAAUCAGGAAUCAGGCGCUUGAUCUUCACAGCCAUAAUGCCGAUGGUGGCAGCUGGUUUGAUUUCAGAUGACCCCACGCUGUUGCCCAUCAGAAGACUUUCCUUUGUAUGACCUUGAAUUUAAACUAUUGUACGAUUGCUUUUAUGUUUUUCCACAACUGUCAACACCAAUUUGUUUCUUUUAACAUAAUUUGCUAAUAGUAUCUACAUGAAUUGGAGUAAUGGUUGCAUUACUUGGUUAUUUUACCCCAAACUUGGAUGUUAUUUAUACAUUUAAACACAGUUCGUUCAUUACUUAAUUUUUAAUAUACAUUUUUGCAAGUAUUUUAACUAAUCUGGUAAGCACUUUAAAGGGACCUCAAUGGUUGAAAUGUGAGACAGCUAUCCAUACCUGCACAGUCUUAUUUGCAUUUAUGACCUCUCAGGUAUUUGUGGCUUCAUACAAAGCCACCACCUGUCAGUGUGUCACCUUACAUAUCAAUACAAAAACUGGACGUCUUUAUUUCUUAUGUUGCACAUGCUGUUGUAAUGUCAAAUAACUCAAUAACCUAACAUAUGCACUACAUUUCUGGAAGAGAAAUAACACCACACCCCACAAAGUAUAUGUGCUUGUCGGUAUGCCAAGCAAGGUCUGUGGAGUAUGAAUUUAGUUUUUACAAACACUUUGAAGUUCCUUAACUGUCUGUCUAUAACAACGUCAUGUCUCAGGAAUGGGUCCAGCUGCCAUAAGACUGAUAAAAGGAUAAAAGAUGACGUUUAAAUGUAUCUGAUGACAAAUUAUUGUUAAGGUCUUGUUUCAAGGUGCAGUGAAUGAGCUGGAUUAUCAUGUGCCUCUAUUUUCCUUGAAGAGUCUUUAUGAGAUAAUGUGCUUAAUGUGAGCAUAAAGUCAACCCCUGAACUGAUAAAAAAAGGAUGUUACAGUAUAUUUGCAGCACUAUGGCCUGGCACCACAUGAAUAAAUCUAUUCCAACAGUAAUGAGUACUGUAACAUACCCUAACUACCAAUAUAUGCUAAGCUGCAUCUGUAAUUGAUGUCAAUUCAGAAUGAAGUAAUAAAGUUUUAUUUGUCAUCUUUUA